Belonocnema kinseyi is the source of this 1626-nucleotide messenger RNA. It is a transcript of the gene PNPase, whose product is annotated as polyribonucleotide nucleotidyltransferase 1, mitochondrial-like. The coding region runs from base 1 to 1626 and encodes 541 amino acids. Gene Ontology annotation, molecular function: 3'-5'-RNA exonuclease activity; polyribonucleotide nucleotidyltransferase activity; RNA binding. The record is from RefSeq and is a predicted model, not a curated record. The transcript has 5 exons. Gene Ontology annotation, biological process: mitochondrial mRNA catabolic process; mitochondrial RNA 3'-end processing. Lineage: Eukaryota; Metazoa; Arthropoda; Insecta; Hymenoptera; Cynipidae. Gene Ontology annotation, cellular component: mitochondrion; cytosol.
AUGGCGGCGUUUGUCACUUAUAGGUUAUUAAAUCAUAAUAAUUUAAUAUUUUCGAGCAGUAAGGGCAUUCAUUUAAAAAAUACCUUACUCCGAGUUUUGUAUAGUACGAAAAGUAAGGUUCGUAAUGAGGCCAAAGUUGAAGUUUCACUGUCAAACAACAAAAAUCUCUGGAUCUCCACCGGAAAAUAUGCCCGUUUUGCCGAUGGAUGCGCCGUCGUGAACUCUGGCGACACCGAGGUUCUGGUGACCGCAGUUAGUAAAACUUACACCUCUGGAUCUCAGCAAUCAUUUCUUCCACUUGUCGUGGACUACCGACAAAAAGCAGCAGCCGCUGGUCACAUUCCCACCAAUUUUCUCCGGAGAGAACUCGGUCCAACGGAACACGAGAUCCUCACCAGUCGAUUAAUCGACCGAUCAAUUCGCCCUUUAUUUCCAUCUGGCUACAAUUAUGAAACACAAAUCAUGUGCAAUAUGCUGUCCCUGGAUGGAGUCAACGAUCCCGACGUUUUGUCCAUCAACGGAGCAUCUGCCGCCCUGGCUCUCUCUGACAUACCCUGGAACGGUCCUGUUGGAGCCGUUCGUGUAGGCUUAAUCGACGGUGAAGUAAUUUUUAAUCCUACGAGACGAGAAAUGCAAAGUAGCACCUUAAAUUUAAUAGUGAGCGCUACCAAAAGAAAUUUAGUUGUAAUGCUUGAAGGUUCAGCCGACAAUGUCUAUGAGCAAGAUCUCAGAAAAGCGAUCAAAACUGCUGUCAAGGAAUGCCAAAGUAUUAUUAAUGGAAUAGAAACACUCCAGGCUGAACAUGGCAAAGAAAAAAGACCCGUCGAUCCAGUUCCAGAACACUCUAAUGAGAUCUUUGAGUCUGUCAAGUCCCUCGCGGAAAUGAAACUCAGGGAAAUAUUCAUGGAUAAGAAUCAUGAUAAAAUAUCGCGGGAUACGGCAGUUAAUAAUGUCAGGAAAGAAGUUUUGGACAGUAUGAAGCAGAGCUAUUCAGAUUUGGAUCUUCCGUUGGCUGUGGAAGCUUUUGGAAAAGUCACUAAGGAAAUUUUUAGACAGCUUAUUUUCGAGAAUAAUCUAAGAUGUGAUGGAAGAGGAUUCGAAGAUCUUAGGAAUAUCAGGUGUGAAGUUGAUCUUUAUAAAGUUCUUCAUGGCUCUGCGCUUUUCCAGAGAGGACAGACUCAGGUUUUUUGUACAGUAACUCUAGAUUCUUUGGAAAGUGCUCUGAAGAUGGAUACGAUUUCUAUGCUGUCUAGUGGAAUAAAGCAGAAGAAUUUCUUCUUACAUUAUGAGUUCCCGCCAUUCGCGACCAAUGAAACGGGACGAACGAGCAUUGGAAGAAGGGAAAUGGGCCAUGGCGCAUUAGCCGAAAGAUCAUUACGACCAGUUCUUCCCCAGGAUUUUCCAUUCACGAUAAGACUGACGAGCGAAGUCUUCGAAUCAAAUGGAUCUUCAUCUAUGGCUUCUGUUUGCGGUGGUUCUAUGGCAUUGAUGGACGCUGGAGUUCCCAUUAGUUCAUCCGUAGCAGGAGUUGCUAUGGGAUUAGUAACAAAAUACGCUGAAGGAAAACCAACGGAGAUUGAAGAUUAUAAAAUACUCACCGACUUAUUGGUAAUGAUUUAUUUUUGA